AUGGAAAAAAUCAAGUUCACAGCCUUAGAACAUAUAAAUUCUAAUGACUCCUAUAAGGAUGAUUUUUACGAAUCAAACGAUAAAAUGUUUUGCAUCACUUGUAAAGUUGCUGUCAAUCAUGCUAGAAAAUCAGUAAUCGACAAUCAUCUUAAUUUGGCAACACAUAAAAACAAAAAAAGUCUUAUAGAAGAAGCAUCUUCAA
Dentiscutata erythropus is the source of this 202-nucleotide messenger RNA. The record is from the annotation of a GenBank genome assembly. Lineage: Eukaryota; Fungi; Glomeromycota; Glomeromycetes; Diversisporales; Gigasporaceae.